AUGGCAGCGACACUGCGCGUAGUCGACAGCGACGACGAAGAACAUGACAGCUUGCGCUCGUAUGAGCCGAUCGACCUGCUUCAAGAUGCUGGAGUCAAACCAACAGACAUCGCCAAGCUCAAGAACGACGGCUUCGCAACCAUCGGGCAGCUUUUCCAAGUGUCCCAUAAAAGGCUAUUAGACGUGAAGGGGAUUAGCGAAGCCAAGAGAGUCAAGCUCCUUCAAGCAGGCAAAAAGAUUAUGCCCGAAAAGAGCGGAUUUGUGUCGGCCAGCGCACUUUAUCAACAGAGUCAAAGCAGAAUCUUUAUCACCACUGGAUCACAGCGGCUAGAUCAAAUUCUUGGGGGAGGUGUGGAAACAAUGUCCGUAACAGAGGUACACGGAGAAUUCCGAACAGGCAAAACCCAAUUGUGCCACACUCUCUGUGUGACAGCGCAAUUACCUCGUUCUUGUGGUGGAGGGGCAGGGAAAGUUGCCUUCAUCGAUACCGAGGGAACUUUUCGACCGAACCGCGUCGCUGAAAUCGCCAAAGAAAGAUACAAUCUGGACCCAGUCGAUGUCCUUGACAACAUCAUCGUGGCUAGAGCUCAUAGUCACGAUGCUCAGAUGGCCUUCGUGAUCAAGCUUGGCGUUAUGUUCGCGGACCCUGACCAAGGACCAUUUCGCCUGCUGAUCAUCGAUUCAGUGACCGCGUUAUUUCGCACGGACUUCUCUGGGAGAGGCGAACUCAGUGAAAGACAACAGCGGCUGAAUCAACAUCUUGUUCGGCUUGUAAAACACGCAGAGGAAUUCAAUAUUGCGGUUCUUUUGGUCAACCAAAUGAUGGCAGAUCCCGGAGCAAAUGCUCUGUUUGGCUCAGAGAUGAAGCCUGUUGGAGGUCAUGUGAUGUCGCACGGAGUUCACACGCGUGUGCUGAUGAAGAAAGGGCGGGCUGAAAAUCGCUUCUGCAAGAUCAUCGACAGUCCGUGGAUGCCCGAAGCCGAGUGCUCUAUUCAGCUUUAUGCAGGCGGGGUGACGGAUUCGGACGAAUGA
Messenger RNA from Phytophthora nicotianae INRA-310, 1032 nucleotides. RefSeq lists its product as hypothetical. The record is from RefSeq and is a predicted model, not a curated record. Gene Ontology annotation, molecular function: DNA strand exchange activity; ATP-dependent DNA damage sensor activity; double-stranded DNA binding. Gene Ontology annotation, biological process: DNA strand invasion; DNA recombinase assembly; mitotic recombination. NCBI's taxonomy places the organism in Eukaryota, Oomycota, Peronosporomycetes, Peronosporales, Peronosporaceae. The coding region runs from base 1 to 1032 and encodes 343 amino acids. The transcript has 15 exons.